GGGGUCCCGUCGAUGCCUAAUCCAUGUUACGGGGGGCCCUCUGAUGCCAAUUCACGUUCCGGGGGGGGGGGGGGAAGACGCCGAUGCGGUUCAGGCAAUCGUGAUGGACUCUCGCAUUGAAUUUUCCUUCAUUAAAAAAGAACAUGAAGAAACGCCAAGCCCUGAUGUGUUUCCUGAUGUGACGGUGAAACUUGAAGAUGACGAUGACGCGCUGUUGAGCGAAGAGGAUGUGGAAGAAAAGCCCAGCCCUGAGAUUGUGCGGACGGUGAUGGUAAAGGACGAAGAUGAAAUCACAGUUCCAGGACAGAAGAUUCCUAAGGUUGAGGAGGGCGUCGAGAGGCUAGAGACAGGAUAUUUCUACGGUUAUUUCACCAAUCGAGACCGGGCGGAGGUGUUGGCAUGCAACAUUGAUCAAGAUGAAACGAAAGAAACGGGACACCUGUGUAAGGAAUGUGGCAGAGAUCUUGGUGGUAUACGCUUCAAGGAGAUGACCGUGGGUGAAGCGAAACUCUCCGGGCUGCCACGGAAAGCCUGCACGCGUUGCGGGAAGCUGCUUCAAGAUGCCGUGACAAGCACUGGGGAGGAGCAGAUCUUACAAUCUUCGCCAAUCGAUGAGUCGCGAGCACAGGCGAUCGGCGCCGCUAGUGAGAGGACGCACACGUGUCUCGAGUGUGGGAAGGCAUUUCCCAGUAACUCUCAGCUCGUGAGGCACGCCAGGAUUCACAGCGGCAAGCGGCCGCACGUGUGCAGCGACUGUGGAAAGGGCUUUUCGGAUCAGUACCGAUUAAAGGUGCACUCCAGGUUGCACACUGGUGAGUGGCCACACGUGUGUAUGGAGUGUGGAAAGGGUUUUUCGGAUCUUUACAGAUUGAACCUGCACUCCAGAAUUCACACCGGAGAGUGGCCACACGUGUGCAAGGAGUGCGGGAAGGGGUUUUCUUAUCAUUGCAGUUUGAAGGCGCACUCCAGAAUACACACUGGCGAGCGGCCGCAUAUUUGCAACGUGUGUGGCAAGGGAUUUAGACGGCGCUCCAACCUGGACACACACUCUGUAACCCACACGGAUGAAAAGCCCUAUGUGUGCAAUGAGUGCGGGACCAGUUUUUCACUGCGUUCUACUUUGGAGAGGCAUUCCAGAACCCACACUGGCGACCGCCCGUACGUUUGCAAGGAUUGUGGCAAGGGGUUUUCACGGUUUUCUACUUUUGAGACGCACUCGAGAACACACACGGGCGAGCGCCCAUACGUUUGCAAGGAUUGUGGAAAGGGGUUUUCACAUCGUUCCAAUUUAGACACGCACUCUAGGACCCACACUGGUGAGCGCCCGUACAUUUGUAACGAGUGUGGAAAGGGGUUUUCACAUCGUUCCAAUUUAGAGGCGCACUCUAGGACCCAUACCGGUGAGAAGCCGUACGUGUGCAAGGAGUGCGACAAGAGGUUUUCAUCACAGUCCAGUUUAAAGUCGCACUGUAGAAUUCACACUGGUGAGCGUCCAUAUAUUUGCAAGGAUUGUGGGAAGGGCUUUUCACACUAUCCUAGUUUAAAAGCGCACUCUAAAACGCAUAGGGGUGAUAAGCCAUGUGUGUGAGUCAUGUGAAAAUAUAUUUUUCAGCACAUUGUUAUUUAAAGGGGGCACACUGUGCCACACAGGUGUGAGGACAUACAGAUUUAAAAAAAAAAAUAUUGGAAGGGUGUUUGACAUGCCUUCUUUACAUGACCACUGGGAUCCGGGCCCUGUCAGCACAAGCAAGACCCAGUUCUAGCCUAGGAAGAGCACUUUGGAUCCGCAUCACCACAAUCCACGAGGCUCGCGGUUUGGCACCCACAGCCGUCUCCUCCCAAUCGCUCUCCUCCGUGGCUAGGGGUGGACAAGUUUCGAAGCCCUUUAAAACAUUAAAAGAUAUUGGGCUCGAGUAAAAUUUGACAACAGCUGAAAUUUAUCGCCUCGGUGACUGCAUUUGUAUUGGAGAAUUGGACGCAUUUAUUUUUCCCCCAAAUACAUAAACAGAAAGGGAUGCUAACACAUAGGAAAAAGUGGCUGAUCAACCUUGGUGUGAACAAAACCCGCUGACCACUUUGUGGUCGCUGUAUGGCGUAUCGUCCCACGGACCACACAAUAACCCUUCAACUACAUUAAUGCAAAAAAAGGUCAAUAUUCCUACUGUGAUAUUUCCAAAGGGGGGAGAAUAUCAGUAAUAUCAGUGUUCCAAAUAAGUAAAUAGAUAGAAAUCCUUUGCAAAUAUCCAUACUGCAUGAGAGGCCUCGCCCUGACCAUACUUAGCUGUACUGGUCUUAUCCCGUUGGUAAAGGAUUGAUAUCACUCAUCAGCAAUGUUAACUGUGACCAGGAAUCAAACUCGUGUCGACGUGUUCGAGGUGCAGUGUGCCCACCGAUGCACCACUGCACCACCCUUUGAGUAUUUUUAUUAAUGUGAAGACAUCUAUUAAAUGUGAAUAGGUGAGGUUUGUAUUUAAGUGUUUUAAUGGAGUAUUUUUACGACGUAUCACUCGAUACAACUGUUGGUACCUUUAUUAAUCUAGUUAGGGAGUUACACUACUUGUGAUCCAUACAUACAUAAUGCUGAAAUCGGUCAAUGUUCCCUUUGUCAAAAGGCGUUGGUGUAUGUCGCUUGCUACUUUGAUGUUCCCUGCAAAGGGCUAUAUAAGAAAUAGUAAUCUAUAAUGUACGUAUUUACCGUAAUCGGUGGGAUCAACUAGUGAAGAAGUCCGGUGUCGCCUGCAUAGGAAUGGCAUUUGACACCAAAGCACUCGAUGAGGUGCCCAUUGAAAGCCAUGUAGGCCACGAGCAGGAAGGGGCCAGGGCCAGAACCCUGAGGGAACUCCACAUGCGAGCUCGGUUUCUUGCAGACGAAGGCUCCCACCCCCGCAUACUGAGAAAGCCCUGGCCCUGCAGGUGGGACGUGACCCACUGGAGGAGGCCAGACCGCCAGUGCCAGAGUCGAGGAGGCUGCUGGGAGAGUUUUAACUGCGACGAAGGCUGCAGAGAUACCGACACCCAACUAGAGUCGGCCAUACAAAGACUAUCAUCGAGAUGGCCCGAUUGUGGUCUCGGUGGAAUAGACCCGGCCACGAUAGGCAGAGUGAAGGGAGCACACGUUGGGCUCGAUGAGGGCAAGGCCUUUCCAGGAGCAUGGCGGGUUGGGGAGGAGAGGUUGAUUAUGGAUCUGUAACUUUCCGAAUCGUCGGGGGGGGGGGGUUCAAGGCCUUGCUUUCUUGAGCAGCGGGUGGUGGGGGGGGGUCAGGCCGAUGUUGUAGGAAUGUGAGACGAGCGCGACUGCCAACGAAGCGUUGGCCGUUUGAUGUAGGAAGCGUUUAUGUGCAAGGGCGGGUCGUUUGCCGCCUUGCUGGCCACUGGAGUUCCAGGCCUUCACCUGAAACGUCACCUAUUAGAUUAGUUUGUAUGUGUUUAGUUUGUUGCCCUUCCUGCCCCCCCCCCCCCCACCUAUUAGCAUGGUUGGCUACGUACGGUGUGAAGGAAGUUCAACAACAUACAGGAGUGGGUCCGGUCGGAGGCACGCCCACUGUGAAGUUUAAGUCCAUUCCCAACACCUCCAAGUAGUUUGCUUCUUCUCUAAGUACGUGAGCCCCUUUAGCCAUGUCUAUCAUGACAUAGCACACAGUGUUUUAGGCAUAUCGAUGCAUAAAUUCAAAUAUUCAAAUGAUCAUUUUUCAGCACCCACCACAUAAUUGUGCUUGUGAAGAUUAUUUGAGAUUUCACGCAUUUUGUGAAAAUAAUUGGGUAAUGUUGCUUUUAGACGAAUGAAGUAGACAAAACUGUGCAAACAAGACCACACAUAAAACCACACAAAUGGGCGUAAAAGACGAGAAUUAUUCUUAAAUGUAACCCUCAUCCUGAAUUGUGACAAUUCGUAAAGUAGCCACCUUAAAGUAAAUAUUUUUUUUUAUAUGUAACGUCGUGCAGUAUUGUAAAGCUUUGUGCAUAUGAACCGGUAGGCAUGAAUUAAUUAUUGUUGUUGUACAUGCAAGUGUUGGAAAAGCAAAACGCACAUUAAAGUCUAUAACGAACGUAA
This is a messenger RNA of Petromyzon marinus (sea lamprey), 4051 nucleotides long. RefSeq lists its product as uncharacterized. Gene Ontology annotation, molecular function: DNA-binding transcription factor activity; RNA polymerase II cis-regulatory region sequence-specific DNA binding. Lineage: Eukaryota; Metazoa; Chordata; Hyperoartia; Petromyzontiformes; Petromyzontidae. The record is from RefSeq and is a predicted model, not a curated record. Gene Ontology annotation, biological process: regulation of transcription by RNA polymerase II.